AUGAGCAAACCAAGAGGAAUGAGUCGCUCCCUCAUACGAGUCUUGACAGCGGUACUUGCGUGCGUUAUGGAGACCAGCAACUUCAGGGUCGUGGAUGCCAAGGAGCACGAGUCCAGAUCCUCCUCCAACAUGUCUCCGUCAGACUUUCUUGACUCGCUUAUGGGUCGAACGUCCGGUUAUGACGCACGAAUAAGGCCGAAUUUUAAAGGUCCACCAGUUAACGUUACCUGCAACAUAUUUAUCAACAGCUUUGGUUCUAUAGCAGAAACUACUAUGGACUACAGAGUGAACAUCUUCCUGCGGCAAAAGUGGAAUGACCCGCGGCUGGCGUACAGUAAAUAUCCAGACUCCUCCCUGGACCUGGACCCCUCCAUGCUGGACUCCAUCUGGAAACCUGACCUCUUCUUCGCCAACGAGAAGGGCGCCAACUUCCACGAUGUAACCACAGACAACAAACUGCUGAGGAUUUUUAAGGAUGGGACUGUCCUUUACAGCAUCAGGUUGACACUCAUUCUGUCCUGUCCGAUGGAUCUAAAGAACUUUCCAAUGGAUGUCCAAACUUGCACGAUGCAACUGGAAAGUUUUGGCUACACCAUGAAUGACUUGAUCUUCGAGUGGCUGGAGAACGGAGCCGUGCAGGUGUCGGAGGGGCUCACUUUGCCUCAGUUCAUAAUGAGGGACGAGAAGGAAUUGGGUUACUGCACCAAACAUUACAACACCGGAAAAUUUACCUGCAUCGAGGUGAAAUUCCAUCUGGAGCGGCAGAUGGGCUACUACCUGAUCCAGAUGUACAUCCCUUCCCUGCUGAUCGUCAUCCUGUCGUGGGUCUCCUUCUGGAUCAAUAUGGAUGCCGCGCCCGCCCGAGUGGCGCUGGGCAUCACCACUGUGCUUACCAUGACGACGCAAAGCUCCGGCUCCAGGGCCUCGCUUCCAAAGGUCUCUUAUGUGAAAGCCAUCGAUAUCUGGAUGGCCGUGUGCUUGCUCUUUGUGUUCGCGGCGCUGCUGGAAUAUGCCGGAGUUAAUUUUGUCUCCAGGCAACAGAAGGAGUUCCUCCGCUUGAGGCGAAGGCAGAGGAGGAAUCACAAGGACGACGACAUGCGGGAAGGCCGCUUCAAUUUCUCUGGCUACAGCAUGAGCCAGUGUCUGCCGAUGAAGGACAGCUCAGCAGUCAAGAACGCCGCCCCGGUCCCGAACCCUCAACCACCCGCCCCGAAGGACCUGGACACCAUGAAGAAGAAGUUCGUGGACAGAGCCAAGAGAAUAGACACCAUUUCCAGGGCAGCCUUUCCCUUGGCCUUCCUCAUCUUCAACAUCUUCUACUGGAUCACCUACAAGAUCAUCCGGCACGAGGACAUCCACAAAAAGUAA
This is a messenger RNA of Lampris incognitus (smalleye Pacific opah), 1368 nucleotides long. It is a transcript of the gene glra2, whose product is annotated as glycine receptor, alpha 2. The record is from RefSeq and is a predicted model, not a curated record. Gene Ontology annotation, molecular function: transmitter-gated monoatomic ion channel activity; chloride channel activity; transmembrane signaling receptor activity. The transcript is spliced from 9 exons. NCBI's taxonomy places the organism in Eukaryota, Metazoa, Chordata, Actinopteri, Lampriformes, Lampridae. The coding region runs from base 1 to 1368 and encodes 455 amino acids. Gene Ontology annotation, cellular component: neuron projection; synapse; plasma membrane. Gene Ontology annotation, biological process: signal transduction; chloride transmembrane transport; nervous system process.